AUGAGCCAACAGGCUGAUUCUUCGCAGCUUGCGAACUGUGACCAUAUUCCUGUUAUCGAUCUAUCGAACAUAGACAGCGCAUCUCUUGAGGAGCGUCAGAAGCUUGCUCAGACAAUUUUCGAUGCUUGCUCGCAGGUUGGGUUUUUCUAUAUCAAGAAUCACGGAAUUCCAGAGGAGCUGGUGAAUGGGAUCCACAAUGCGGCAGCACUUUUCUUCGACCUUCCCGAGGAGGAGAAGAUGAAAUCCUAUAUUGGAAAUUCCCAGAAAUUCCGCGGAUACAGCCCGAUAGGCGGCGAAAAGUCCACGGGCACUGAAGAUGAUCCUAUUCCAGAGGAGGAAGCGGUGGGCGUGCUCUCAGAGGCAUUUGACAUCGGUUACGAAGUUGCUAUGGACUCUAGCAAGCCCAAAGAUGCUACCCUUCCUCCAGAUCCCUAUGAACUCUACGGAGACAACCAGUGGCCAGACGAGGAGACAAUUGCCGGAUUCUCGGAGACAUACGUUCAAUACUGCAUUUCAGCUCUGGAUCUUUGCCGCAAGAUGAUGAAGAUAUUUGCUCUUGCACUUGGGUUACCGGAAACGUACUUUGAUUCUAGCAUCCGGACUCCAGGAGUGACCUCAAGAAUGAUGCAUUACCCCGCCCAGCCGGUACCAGGGGAAGUACAAGAAGGUCUUGGAGCGCACACGGAUUGGGAAUGCUUUACAAUCCUUUCUCAAGGCAAAGUCCCUGGUCUAGAAAUACUUAACCAUAAGGGUGACUGGAUUCUGGCACCUCCUAUCCCAGGAACACUAGUUGUCAAUAUUGCGGACUGCUUGUCUACUUGGACAAACAAAACUUUCAAGUCGACCAUCCACCGUGUCAACAAUCUGUCGGGGGAAGAACGAUAUUCGAUCCCUUUCUUCUUUGGCGUUGACUACGAUGCUACGGUCUCCGUUUUGGAGAAAUAUACAUCGAGCGAUAAUCCUCCUUGUAGAUCCCCAUUCAAAGCUGGUGAUUGGGUUCGUGAGAAGCUUUCAAGGGCAUACGUGGGCUAUGAAGGCUAG
Penicillium cataractarum is the source of this 1041-nucleotide messenger RNA. Its product is annotated as isopenicillin N synthase family dioxygenase. Bases 1 to 1041 code for a protein of 346 amino acids. The transcript has 6 exons. NCBI's taxonomy places the organism in Eukaryota, Fungi, Ascomycota, Eurotiomycetes, Eurotiales, Aspergillaceae. The record is from RefSeq and is a predicted model, not a curated record. Gene Ontology annotation, molecular function: dioxygenase activity.